AUGGACGUCAGACUAACAAUUGGUUUCGGUCAGCAAUACUUCUUCAAGCCAACUUAUUUCAUUAUCUCUUCCAACGGUGAAUACGACCUCGUUAAAGCAGCUGCUGAAGAAAUUGCACAGAGUGAAGCAGCAAAAGAAAACGAUGAUCAUGCUAACGAUAAUAGAUCGUUGAUGGAUACUGAUCAUAGUAGCAGUAUAGAGGGGUCCGAAUCUGAAAUGAAAUAA
Molecule: messenger RNA, 225 nt
Organism: Anisakis simplex (herring worm)
Lineage: Eukaryota; Metazoa; Nematoda; Chromadorea; Rhabditida; Anisakidae
Source: the annotation of a GenBank genome assembly